Prorocentrum cordatum is the source of this 3450-nucleotide messenger RNA. The record is from the annotation of a GenBank genome assembly. NCBI's taxonomy places the organism in Eukaryota, Dinophyceae, Prorocentrales, Prorocentraceae.
AUGGAAGUGGCCGGCUCGCACCGGGCCACGGUCGCCCGCCGGGCCGCGUACGUGGCGGCGAGGCUGGCCCCCGUGCUGGCGCGAGGAGCGGUGCACUCCCAGGUGUCCUGCGGGCCGCGCUACACGCAGCGGACGGCCCUGAAGCUGCGCCUCGCCCUGCAGGACCUCGGCCCGGCCUUCGUGAAGCUCGGCCAGUGCCUGGCCGCCAGGGAGGACGUCCUGAGCGAGGUCGUGGCGCUGGAGCUGCGCAAGCUCUGCGAUGCCGUGCCCGAGUUCCCCGCCGAGGAGGCGCGGGGGCUCCUCGCCCGGGAGCUGGGGGCGCGCGCCCCCGAGUUGCCUGCGAGCCCGCUAGCCGCCGCGAGCCUCGGCCAGGUGUACCGCAUCCGCCUGGACGGGGCCGACUACGCCCUGAAGGUGCAGCGCCCUGGGCUGCGCGCCCUGCUGGCGGUGGACAUGGUGAUACUCAGGGGCAUCGCGAAGUUCUCGCGACUGCUGGUUCGAAGGCUCUGCGCAGCCACCAUGGACCCAGUCGAUGUAAUCGAGAAUUGGGCAAAGACUAUGUGGGCAGAGCUGGACUACAUGCAGGAAGCCCAGGUCAUGGAGGACAUGAGGGGCAAACUAUGCCCCGUAGUGCCGGAUCUGGUGAUCCCUCGCGUGCUCUGGAGGCUGACGUCUUCGCGCGUACUAGCUACAGAGUGGGUGCAUGGCAUCAAAGUGACCGAUCGGCCGCAGUGUGUCACUUCCGAUCACAUCUCGGUAGGCGUGGAGGCAUACGCUGCGAUGAUCGUCGAUCUAGGUAUUGUGCAUGCCGACCCGCAUGCUGGAAACCUGCUCAUCACAGAGCCAGGUGGUAAGGUAUGCCUUCUCGAUUUCGGCAUGGUUGUCGAGGUGCCUGAACAUCACCGGCUUGUGUGGGCCCAGUGCGUCGUUGACCUGGUUCGCGGGAACUACCCGAGAGUGCUGGAUUGCCUCAUUGGCCUCGGCUUCUUUCCCCCAGACUGUCCGCGCGAGGUCAUCCUCCCAGUGAUGUCUAAGAUCUGGGCCGAACUGGUGGCCUGCGGCAGCGACACGAAGAAGCGGAAGGACGCAGUGAGGACCUGCUUCGAGGAGAUCAAGGUCUUGGUGCGCAAGUUCACCUUCGACGUCCCCGACUACUACCUCGCGCUGGCCCGCGCCCUCCUGACCCUCGAGGGCGUCGCCCUGACCGCCAACUGCGACUUCGAUAUCUUCGAGGCGGUGUUUCCACUCGCCACCGUCGUCGCGUUCGCCGUUGGCGUCAUCUCCGUUGACUCCGACCUGCACGACGGCGACCAGGACUCUGCUCCACGCAGGGGCCGCGCGCUCACCGACCUUACAGACUCGCGCUCGCCGCUGAAGGAAGAGUACCCCGUGAACUGCUUCCAGGGCGACGGCGGCGGCAGCACCCCCAGCACGGUGGGAGAUGCCGAGUUCGAGUCGCUCGCCGGGCGCGGGCGACUCGCGAAGAUCGAGUCGGGCUCGUGCCUGGUGCAGAUGGUGGGGGCGAGCUCGGACUCCGAGGGGAAGCUCGACUCACCAGGUCGCCGCUGGUGCGACGAGAUGCCGACCUCCGAGGAGGAGGUCGGCGGUCUCUGGGGCAUCGGCGGCGGCGGCGCGGAGGCCACGCAGCAGACGGCGGCCAAGGCCGUGGCGUCCUUCAACCGCGACGCGGCCGCGUUCCGGCCCGAGGCGGCGGCGGCCGCGUUCCGGCCCGAGGCGUGGCCGACCGCGACCGACGUGCAGUACGCGGUGAUGCAGCAGGAAUUGGCCGCCUGGUGGGGCUGCCAUUCUGGCCCUGGCUUCCCCAUGGCGCCGGGGCUGCCGCCGACGCUGCCCCCGCUGCCGACCCUGUCCACCGUGCCGCCGCCCCCGCAGGGGGACGCAACGAGGGCGGCGCUGGGCAGGCCCAUCGGCGCGCCCGGGUUGCUGCCGCAGCAGCCCACGGUCUGCGUCAAGCUGGAUGCCAUCCUCAACCUAGACCAGGCAGACGCUAAGGAGAAGGCCCCGGCGCGCGCUGGCCGCAAGAAGGGGGCCAAGAAUCGUGGCGGCAGCCAGGAGCCGGUGCGCAACCCCCAGGGCGGCAAGGCCAGUGGCCCCGCGGAUCCCGCCGUGGAGGGGAAGCCCCUGAGGGCGGUCAAGACGGCCCCCGGCCAACUUGACAAGAUGUGCCAGGAGAAGGCGGAGACCCCGCCGAGGAGUCUGGAGAAGAAGGCGAAGCAGCCGAAGCAGCAGGCAGCCCCGCAGCCGAAGCCGCCGCUGCAGGAGGCGCCGCAGGAGCAGCCGCAGUCCCCCGCGGCGGCGGCCGCCGCGCCGCCGGCUCCCGCGGCCGACGCCGCGCCGGAGGCGCCCGCGGCGGAGGAGGUGGAGAAGGCUCCGGUGCCGAUAGAGCAGCAGACCACGGUGAUGUUGCGGAACAUCCCCAACAAGUACACGCAGGCGAUGCUCCUGAGCCUCCUGUCCGACCAUGGUUUCGGGAAGAGCUUUGACUUCGUGUAUCUCCCGAUGGACUUCCGCAACGGCGUGAACCUGGGAUACGCGUUCGUCAACGUGGCCACGCGCGAGGACGCCACGCGGCUCAUGGAGACCUUCCAGGGGUAUGACAAUUGGAUAUUCGAGAGCCCCAAAGUCUGCGAGGUGUCGUGGGCGCACCCCCACCAGGGGCUGCACGAGCACGUCGAGCGCUACCGCAACAGCCCUGUGAUGCACGGGUGCAUGCCAGACGAGCCCGCGGCCCGUGGCACCUCCGACGCCAUCGCUCGCGAUCUCUGCGCGGAGGGGGCCGUGCAAAGUGGACUCUCCUUCUUGCGCGGUGCGGUGCCUCCCCUCGGGGCCCUCCGGUGCCACUGGCAGUGGAGGCCUGCGAUGGCCGUGGCCUGGAGCGCCGUGGGGCCCGCCGCGGCGCCCGCCGCCCGAGGCUGCGCCGCGCCGGCGCCCAGCCAGGGGCGCGCCCGGUGGCGGGGCCGCGCAGGCAGCUCCCCAGCGGCGUGGCGCGCGGCCGCGCGGGCGGCGCGAGCCAGCGCUGGCGCCGCCGUGCCGCUGGCGCUGGCAGUGGGCACUGGCCGCCGUGGACGCUGCCGCCGCGCGUCGACGCUGGCCCGGUACGCCUCCUCGCCGGGCGGCGCGAACGGCGUGCCCAAGAAUGGGGCGACCGCCCCCGCCGCGGGCCUCCCGCCCCGCAAGACGGGGGUGCUGCUGCAGAACAUCGGGACGACGCCAGCGUCCACCUCUGUCGACGACGUGCGCGACUAUCUCAGCCGCUUCCUUGGCGAUGACCGCGUCAUCGACAUCGAGCCGGCGUGGCUGAAAUUUAUCGCGCUGCAGAUCCUGCUGGGGACACGGCCGGCGAAGUCCGCGGCGAACUACGCGCGCAUCUGGGACGAGGACCAGACCGUGGCUCCCCCCUGCAGUUCCACACCGAGGACCUGGUGGUGA